Molecule: messenger RNA, 1573 nt
Organism: Malania oleifera
Lineage: Eukaryota; Viridiplantae; Streptophyta; Magnoliopsida; Santalales; Ximeniaceae
Exons: 3
Coding region: 275-1312 (345 amino acids)
Cellular component (GO): cytosol
Molecular function (GO): protein-folding chaperone binding
Source: RefSeq, a predicted model, not a curated record
AUUUUAUAUUUUAUUAUAAAAUAAUAAUAAAAUGGGAAAAAACUAGUUCACGGAAUUUAGCACGAGAGCUGAAUCGUGGACUAGAACCUUCUCUAUGCUUGCGAAAUCAUCCGGAAACAUGACUAAGCUACUACUCAUCGGAAUCCACCCACCACCACACCAUACCAAUGGAAAUUAAUAUAGUACAAGGUUCAGGCUCUGUGAGCAGGGAAGAGGAAGAGCAACUGGGAAGAAAUUAAAUUAAACUAAAGAGAGGAAGAGGAGUAGAGAAGUGAUGGGAGUGGAUUACUAUAAGAUUUUGCAGGUUGAUAGGAGCGCUAAGGACGAUGAUAUCAAAAAAGCUUACAGGAAGCUUGCCAUGAAGUGGCACCCUGAUAAGAAUAUUAAGAAUAAAAAGGAAGCUGAGGCUAAGUUCAAACAGAUUUCUGAGGCCUACGAGGUUCUAAGCGAUCCCCAGAAAAGAACAAUUUAUGAUCAAUACGGAGAAGAGGGUCUAAAGGGUCAGGUGCCUCCGCCGGAUGCUGGCGGCGGGCACGCUGGGGCCUCCUUCUUCUCCACGGGCGAUGGGCCUACGCGGUUUCGGUUCGAUCCUCGAAAUGCAGACGACAUUUUUGCGGAGUUCUUUGGGUAUUCAAGCCCGUUCGGAGGAAUGGGCAGUCGAGGUGGAGGGAUAAGAGAGGGCUCCGGGUUUUCGAGCGCCUUCUUCGGUGAUGAUUUGUUUGGGUCUUUUGGGGGAGGAGGAGGAGGAUCAGUGCAUCAUGCUCCGCGCAAAUCUCCUCCAAUUGAGAUCAAGUUGCCGUGCAGCCUUGAAGAACUUUACAUGGGGACUACCAAGAAGAUGAAGAUCUCAAGAGAUAUUGUUGAUGCCAGUGGCAAGACCAUGCCAAUAGAGGAGAUUCUAACCAUCCACAUAAAACCUGGGUGGAAGAAAGGGACAAAGAUCACUUUCACAGAGAAGGGGAAUGAGCAGCCAGAUGUUAUACCUGCAGACAUAGUCUUCAUCAUUGAUGAGAAACCCCACGCUGUGUUCACACGGGAGGAAAAUGACCUUGUUGUCACUCAAAAGAUGUCUUUGGUUGAAGCCUUAAAUGGCUACACUGUCCGUCUCACUAUGCUGGAUGGCAGGAGUUUGUCGAUCCUUAUUAACAAUGUGAUUCAUCCAAAUUAUGAGGAGGUUGUGCCAGGGGAAGGGAUGCCAAUCCCAAAAGAUUCAAAAAGGAGGGGAAACUUGAGAAUCAAAUUCGACAUCAAGUUCCCAGCAACGUUGACUGCAGAGCAGAAAGCUGGAAUAAAGAAACUGUUGGCUCCUUGAGAACCAAUACAGCCAGUAAUGCCCUGCAGUGGUGAAGCACUUGGUGUAAAUAUAAUGUUCUCUCAUAUGAAGCAGUGUGUGGUGAGCUUCAGUGGGUGAGUUUUUUUUAAUGCAGUUUAUUUUUUUUUUUUUUUUCAUUUUUGUUUUUUUUUCACUUGUCUGGGUAAUACAUUUUAAGUUGUCAGUGUACUUGAUUUUGGUUGAUAUUCUUGUUUAGUUUGAAAAUGGUAGAACGGUAACAUGACUAGUUACUCAUCCAAA